AUGCCGGUUUAUCUACAGCUUGGUAUAUCGGGUUACAUCAAAGACCUUCAAUCCCCAGACGACCUUCAUCGAGACGAAAUUCUUGCCACGGGAGUUCUCUUAUGUAGUGUUAGCAUAAAUGGCCUCUACAAGUGGACUACCUUACUCAAAGGACUUCAUACCGUCUUACAUCAACGAAAGCUUCUAGAGACAACUAAUCAAUCGCCCCUCGUCGGUCAUCUGAUCGAAGUCAUCGCACUUCUUGAUGUUCCGCAUUUCACGUUAAACCGGAGCACGGAGUCGCUUAGGAUAUGGCCCUCAUACUUUGCUCAGCGGCAUUUGACGGGGGUCCAAGAAACCUCUGGCCUGCCGUACUCUCUUCUAGACCUCAUCUGCAAUAUGGACUCUCCUGACGCUGAACAGAGGCUUCGCAAUUGGCCUGGAGAGCUAUGCCGUGAAUUGGUCCAAAUUCACUUGUGGGAAGCGUUCCGUACUGCGGCAAUACUUCAUUCCAGAGCUUUACGGCCUGCGACAGAGAAUGAGGAGAAUAGAGCAGCGGCGGGGUUUAGCGACGAGCUUCUUGAGAUGAAGGCAUUGGCUGCAUGUCAAGCUGUCAUCGACUCAAAAGGUGAUUCGUUCCCUGGUGUGCCACACCUAGCUGCUGCACUCAUGUAUCCCCUCUUCAUAGUUUGCCUAUCCACUAAGCAGGACACUAUUGCUCGGUCUCUUUCGCGAGAUCUCUUCUCGGCCGUGGUCAACAAAUGGGGAGACCACGAAUUCAGACUGGCGUGGGACAUCGUCAUCGAGGUUUGGCAGAGGUCUACAAUGCAACCGGGGGUUUGUGGACUAAAGUUGGCGGAAGACUUUGUCGCAGAGCUGGACAUUGAGAUGUACUUAUACUGA
This is a messenger RNA of Colletotrichum siamense, 882 nucleotides long. RefSeq lists its product as uncharacterized. Bases 1 to 882 code for a protein of 293 amino acids. The transcript has 2 exons. Lineage: Eukaryota; Fungi; Ascomycota; Sordariomycetes; Glomerellales; Glomerellaceae. The record is from RefSeq and is a predicted model, not a curated record.